Misgurnus anguillicaudatus (oriental weatherfish) is the source of this 4251-nucleotide messenger RNA. Lineage: Eukaryota; Metazoa; Chordata; Actinopteri; Cypriniformes; Cobitidae. The record is from RefSeq and is a predicted model, not a curated record.
CGCCCUUUCGCGCUUGGCGGAAGUUGUCAUCCUAACCGCUUCCUUCUUCCUGCGUCAAAACAUUCCGGUGUGUCUAUGCGGCGGUGGGCUCAAACGGUGCUUUUUGGAUCUUUAUGAGUGAUUAUGGCUGCGAGCGGCAGCACCGGUUCGGCCACCGAGCCUCCGGGACUAGAAACCCAGCGGCGGGAGAUCGAUAACCUGACCCAGAACCAACAACUCCGGGCCGGGGACAGCUGGUAUUUGUUGGACAAGAGAUGGUAUGACCAGUGGAAGGAGUAUGUUGACACCGGAGACCAAAAUUCCUCCUCUUAUCCCGGAAAGAUUGAUAACACUGAGCUAUUCGAGGAUCUGGAUUCCUACCACCUGAAGGAACGGCUGGUGGAGAACGAAGACUUUGUCUUGGUCCCGGCAGAAGCUUGGCACAAACUCUUGUUGUGGUAUGAUAUGAUGGAUGAUCAGCCUGCAUUGGAGAGAAAGGUCAUCGACCUUCCCAGCACUGUUAAAGUGGAGGUCUAUCCUGUAGAGAUCCACCUCUGUCUCUUUAGCAACUUGGAAAAUACAGUGACUGCGCAGUUCAGUCGCACAGACAAAAUAUAUGCCUUACAGCAACACAUACGACAACAGUUUUCCCUGUCUGAGACUUCUGAAUGUCGACUAUGGAUGAGAAACACAGAUACGAGCUCAGAGAGGUUACGCAAUCUCAACAUGACAGUCCUGGACGCCUGUCUCAGCUCUGGCAUGACUGUGAUCAUGGAGAUAAGGAAUGCGGAUGGUACGUGGCCCACGUCCAGACCUCAGAUCAUGCGUAACUCUGCUGAUGAAGACACAUAUCGAGGGCUUCCUGGAGUGUGCGGCCUCACAAACCUGGGCAACACCUGCUUUAUGAAUUCAGCCUUACAGUGUCUAAGUAACACUCCGCCAUUGACCGAGUACUUCCUGAAGAGCCUGUAUCUGGAUGAGCUGAACUUCUCCAACCCACUGGGCAUGAAGGGCGAGAUCGCAGAAGCUUACGCUGAUGUCAUCAAACAGAUGUGGUCAGGACGGCACUUUUCUGUGGUACCUCGCGUGUUUAAGACUAAAGUGGGCCACUUUGCAUCACAGUUCUUGGGUUACCAGCAACACGAUUCUCAGGAGCUUUUGUCUUUCCUGCUGGACGGACUUCAUGAAGACCUCAACCGGGUCAAGAAGAAAGAAUAUAUUGAGCUGAGAGAUGCAGAUGGCAGACCCGACCAGGAAGUGGCUGAGGAGGCCUGGCGCAACCAUCUUCGGCGAAACGAUUCGGUCAUCGUCGACACGUUCCACGGGUUGUUUAAGUCGACGCUAGUUUGCCCGGAGUGCCGCAAGGUCUCUGUGACUUUUGACCCCUUUUGCUACUUGAGUGUGCCGUUACCUGUCAGUAAGGAGAGGGUCAUGGAGGUUUUCUUUGUCUCACUGGAUCCCAUGGCUAAACCGACCCAGUAUCGACUGAUUGUCCCUAAAGCAGGUCGAGUAUUUGAUCUGUGCGCUGCUCUCGCUCAAGCAACCAACAUCCCACCCAACCAGAUGGCUGUCGCUGAUGUUUUUAAUCACCGCUUCUAUAAGAUUUACCGUCCCGAUGAGUCCUUGAGCUGUAUAUUAGACCGGGACGACAUAUUUGUGUAUGAGUUGAGCAGUGGCUCUCUGGAUCAGGACACUGAAGAGGUGUUUCUGGCCAUCUACAUGCGCGAGCGCUCUCACUACAGAGAUUACGGGUCGGGCAGCAACAGCUACGGCACGUCUCUGUUCGGUCACCCGCUGCUGAUGUCUGUACCACGCACGCAAUGCACACGGGAAGAUCUCUAUGAGCUCCUGCUUAAAAGGCUAGCGCGGUAUGUCCGACCACUUGACCCCUCAGAAGAAGUAGAGGAAGAAGAAGAGGAUGAGGACGGUGGAGAUGAGGAAGUAGAGCUGUAUAAAGCACAAACCAAUGGAGUUAGUGAUGAUGAGGGUGAAGAAGACUCUGAGGAGGCGGGGCCAUCCAAAAAAGAGGAAGAAAGCACACCGAUUGAAGAAAACAACAGCGGCCAUUCAGAAGCCAGCCCAAACAGCGAGGGGGACGCGAGAGCUGACGAGGAGUCGUCAAGCAGUGAACAGGACCGGGGCAGCAGUACAGAGGAGGGCCAAUCAGCAUCUGGCAGCACAGACACCAAUUCCCAAGAUGCGACUGACGGGGACCAAGGUGCCGGAGCCGAACAUUCGGGAAGGGAAGCGGAGGAAGAUGAUGAAGAAGAUGGAGAGGGGGCAGCAUCUUGCAUACAGGCAAAUAAGAGACCUCCAGGAAGACGGCGCUACGUGGAGAGGCGGAAGAAAGCCCUCUUUACCAUUCAGACGGUCAACUCGAACGGUACCACAGAGCGAGGAAUGACGGAUACGGGCGGCAGCUUGUCACUGAGCUCUCAAACAUACGUGGCCAUCGACUGGGACCCCGACAUGAAGAAGAAAUACUAUAAUGAGAACGAAGCCGAGAAAUACAUCAAGCAUCAGAGUAUGGACGUCCCUCACCAGCAAAACGUAGUACAGCUACAGGAAUGUAUAGAGCUUUUUACCACGGUAGAGACACUGGAAGAGGAAAACCCCUGGUAUUGCCCAAUGUGUAAGAAACAUCAGCUUGCCACUAAGAAAUUGGAUCUGUGGUCGUUGCCCGAGGUUCUCAUCAUCCAUCUGAAGCGUUUCUCCUACACAAAAUACUCACGAGAGAAACUGGACACCAUUGUGGAUUUUCCUCUGCGGAGUUUGGACUUUUCAGAUUUUCUGCUAAAGAAGACAUCCAACAGUGCUGAACCUCCCUGUACAUACGACCUGAUCUCGGUGUCAAACCACUACGGUGGACUGCGGGACGGUCACUAUACUAGUUAUGCCCGCAACAAGGAUAAUGGUCAGUGGUAUUACUUUGAUGAUAGCAAGGUGACCUAUGCAAGGGAGGAACAAAUUGUGACGAAUGCCGCCUACCUCCUGUUCUACCAGCGCCAAGACAAGAUCCGCCAGCCCACCGUCCCUCCACCCGUACCCUCCUCCACCAAUCCAGUUAACCACAUUACUGCCCAGACCCCGGAAGACGUGGACGGAGCCUCUUCUUGUGUCAGCAUGGAGACGGACUGACAUCUACAUCGUUCUACCUCUCGUCACUUCCGUCGUCACCUUUUAUUCAGCAUCAUCGUGGUCUCUCUGAUUUAUGAGAGAUUUUUGUUUUGUUUAAUCGCAUACAGCAGAAACUUGAACCUCUGCCGUUUCUCCCACAGGAGAUGGGAGCCAGGGGCAACUCUCUCUCAGGCUGGUGCGCAAGCAUCAUGGGGUGGGAAUGCAGGGUUGGUUAAUCGACUUGUAAUGACAAACUCAAGGAAACUGGUUGGGCCGGUGGUGGCGGAUUUAGAGAUCGCACGCCGAUUAGUGCAUUGAUCCAACAAUGCUAAGAAUUUAGUGAACGAGGUUACACUGCAGCUACGUUUGCGGUCAUUUAACUCACAGCUUUUUUGAUGCUCUUAAGCUUGCUUCUCUGAGCCAGCUACGCUGCUGUCUAAAAUGUUUAAUGUAAACGCACAACCGUGGUUUUGUCGCAUCGCUCAGCUGAGUCUGAUUGUUUCGAGCAGCCAUGUUCUGUAUGGUAGCUUUUAGCCGGGUGAGGGUGUUUGCCCUCAUUUCUCAUAUCAGGGACAUUACUGACAGCUGUUGCAAUAUAAUUUCUGCUAUUUCUCUUGUAAAGAGGGGUGAACUUUUGGGAAAGGUGGGCUUUCUAUAUACUCAAAUUAUUUAUUUUCUUAAUUUACAGAUGCUUAUGAGCAAUGAAAGAGCUAUUCUGAUUUUAAAGAGCAGCGUCUACAGAUCUUCCGUUUUUAUUUUCCAAGUUUUCCGCUUUGGUAAACAUCCUCUGUUGCGGGACACAAACGGAGGUCUAUUUUCCAACGACACUUUGCAUUUUUAUCUCGGACGAAAGGACACAACAGGAUUUGAAUAUAACGUUCACUUUGACCGAUCGUGUGCAGUUUAUAAUGAACUCUUUGGAGCAGCGAGAAUAUUUUGGCAAAGUGCUUUCUGGAUAGAGUGCUUCACGUGAUUUUUAAAGCGCUUCUGUACAGUAUUUUUGUAUUGUAAUAAAUGUUGUAUUAUCUUUGAUCAUCUGGAUCAGAUGCUGGGAAUGGGGGAGCUUUCAUUUUAUUUUGUUAAUAAUUAUAGAUUGAAUAUAUGUAAUUGUAUACACAGCUUUUGAUAUAAAUAAACAAUGACUAUAAAAUUAAA